AUGGCGUCCAAUAAUACAACCUUUCCCGGCCCAAGUGAGCUGUCAGCCACGAAUCUUACCAAUGCCAUGGCGGCCAAUCAGACCUUCUUCGAGAAGCUAGCCAGUGUGCCGUCUACAUUAGUCGAGCAUAGCGACCUACUCGUACUCGAGACUCGCAUUGUCUUCACGGCGCUGGCUUGUAUCUACAUCGGAGCACAUGGCGCGCUCCGCCGGCCUCCCUCGGCAAGCUUGCCCAAGAAAAGCAAAAAAGGUGACAAGCAGAAGCCGGAGGAUGCUGAAGGUCAGUUCGUCCAAGGGUUGCUGCCCUCCGAUGCGAUUAUGUUUCCCAUCCUGGCUGGCACUGUCCUCAUCGGACUCUACUACCUGAUCAAGUGGCUUGAGGACCCAGAUAUCCUCAACACGAUCCUACGAGUCUACUUUUCAUUCAUGUCCUUUGCAAGCAUGGGGAAAUUGUUUGCGGACGGACUUCAGCUCUUGACUGGCUUCGUCUUCCCCACUGUUUGGACUGGUACGGAUGGGAAUCUGUACCACGUCGAUUCCGAGAAGAGGGGACAUUGGUACGCAGUUAAUGGCUCCCCAGACCGAGAAUGGGACGAGAAGAAGAAAUCGCCUCUUCCCGGUCGAUGGUCUGCGAUGCGUCUUUCCGGAGCAGCAAACUCGAUGCUUUGGGGAGUCCGCCACCUCCUAUUGGAGCAGUGGACCGUGCGCCUCUUCAUUCAUGGGAUCGUGAAUGAGAAUAUCAAGGUCAAGUUCAACGACAUAGUGGGGUUUGUCCUUGCUGUCGGCGCAAACUUGAUAUACUACACGACCAAGUCCACCUUCUUGUCCAAUAUCAUGGGUUAUGCCUUUUCGUAUGCGGGCAUAAUCCUGAUGUCACCCACCACCUUCGCUACCGGAAGUGGUGUGCUUUUCGGGCUCUUCUUCUACGACAUCGUUAUGGUCUUCUACACUCCGUACAUGGUAACGGUCGCCACUAAACUUGACGUACCUAUCAAGCUUGUAUUCGAGGGGCCCACCAAGGCCAGUAUGCUUGGACUUGGUGACAUAGUCAUUCCUGGCAUGUUUAUCGGACUGUGUCUCCGUUUCGACAACUACAUGCAUUACUACCGACAACGCAAACUCGUUCCUGUUGAGUUGAUAACAGAGGUCGAGUCGGCAGGUCACUUGGUCACAAAUCAGGAGACGCAGCGAAUGGUGGUCAAGCCAGAAUAUUUCAACCCACAAGGACAAUGGGGAGAUCGCUUCUGGGGUACAAAGUUUAGCAAUAUACUCUCACCGGACGCGACGCCAGCUUUGAAGGCUUCAGCAUUCCCUAAGACAUACUUCCAUGCAGCCAUGAUCGGAUAUCUACUUUCGAUGAUGACGACGUUGGUCAUGCUGCUAACUUUUAAGCAUGCCCAACCCGCCUUGCUUUACUUGGUUCCUGGCGUUGUUUUCGCCGUCUGGUUGACUGGUGCAGCGAGAGGCGAGCUUCGCGAGAUGUGGGCCUACACUGAAGACGGAAGCCUGGACAAGACGGACGUAAUUGUGGAGGUCGAUGGAAAUGGAGACAUCCUCAAGGAAGUCCAAGAUGACGAGAAGAAGGAACAAGAUUCAGCUGCAAAGAAGGACCAAGGUUCAGCCGCGAAGAAGGAUGCACCUUCACCGAGCGAUGCAGCUGAGGCUGACCCGUCAUCGAAGAAGAUAACGAAGCAGGGGGAACAGGAGAUAGAUGACAGGAAGGAAGCCAAGCGGCCCCGCUCUGGGAACUACUCGGUUUUCGUCCUCCGAGUCGAAGCACCUGCCCCCGGCCGGUAG
This is a messenger RNA of Anthostomella pinea, 1797 nucleotides long. The record is from the annotation of a GenBank genome assembly. NCBI's taxonomy places the organism in Eukaryota, Fungi, Ascomycota, Sordariomycetes, Xylariales, Xylariaceae.